Molecule: messenger RNA, 1033 nt
Organism: Fusarium oxysporum Fo47
Lineage: Eukaryota; Fungi; Ascomycota; Sordariomycetes; Hypocreales; Nectriaceae
Product: iron-sulfur cluster assembly protein CIA2
Exons: 2
Coding region: 241-852 (203 amino acids)
Biological process (GO): iron-sulfur cluster assembly
Source: RefSeq, a predicted model, not a curated record
CAAAUCCCUUCCCCAUACAACAAACAACCUUGUCCAUUAACGACAAAUUCUUUAAGCCUUCAAAAUUAGCAUAGCACAUUUGCAGCUGUCAUCAUCUCCACCAUCUCAUCUCCUGCAUAUCCUGUAUUGACGACCCAUUGCUCUCCCUUGCCGCGUCACCUCAUCCCAAAUAGCCUCAAAGCCUUGGCCAUCUGAAUCUGAGAUCCCUGCAUAUUGAGUUGGUCCAAGUUCUGCAUCGCAAUGGCAACCUUGGAUAACGCGAAUCCAACUAUCCUGAGUGCAUCUCAGCUGCCUACCCGGCAGAAGAAGUCUGAGCCGCGUCGGGGUCCGGACUCCAAAUACGACGAUAUCAUCUUCGCGAAGCCAUCGUAUCUUUCAGGGCCUUUCGGUCAAGGUCCGGCCGCAUGGCCUCGAAUGAACGACUGGCAGGAUGAAUUCUCAUCCGAAGCUAUUGACGAACAAGAAAUUUAUGAUCUGAUCUCAACAAUCUCGGAUCCAGAGCACCCGGUAUCACUCGGCCAAUUGUCAGUGAUUAACCUCUCUGAUAUUCACAUUACUCCCUCUCCUUCUAUGGGCGUUCCUGACCCCAAUACCAUCGUCCAGGUGGUUGUGGAGAUCACGCCUACCAUCACCCACUGUUCGCUAGCCACCGUUAUCGGACUGGGAGUUCGAGUAAGACUGGAGCAGGCGCUGCCGCCCAACUACCGUGUGGAUGUUACCUGCAAAGAGAACAGCCACAACCAAGAUGACCAAGUCAACAAGCAAUUAGGCGAUAAGGAACGAGUUGCUGCAGCUUUAGAGAACGACACUCUGAAGGGAGUACUGGACAAGAUGUUGGAAACUUGCGCUUAGUCAUGACAAAAGCUUCUAUUUUUGAAGACUACACUCUUUUAGAAGGCUUCAAUAUCACAGGGAUUCGGCUCGCUGAUCUUCUGGUGCGCACCAUCGAUUAAUGUCACUACAACAUAGACAAGUGACCAAUACGAAGGAUGCGGAACAUGAUCAUUCUCGUUCCGAAGCCGAAUGGCAGGAG